Messenger RNA from Mandrillus leucophaeus (drill), 1686 nucleotides. It is a transcript of the gene PPM1N, whose product is annotated as protein phosphatase, Mg2+/Mn2+ dependent, 1N (putative). Gene Ontology annotation, molecular function: protein serine/threonine phosphatase activity; magnesium ion binding; manganese ion binding. The record is from RefSeq and is a predicted model, not a curated record. The transcript is spliced from 6 exons. Lineage: Eukaryota; Metazoa; Chordata; Mammalia; Primates; Cercopithecidae. Gene Ontology annotation, biological process: protein dephosphorylation. Bases 275 to 1270 code for a protein of 331 amino acids.
GUAUAACAGCGUGCGACACAUUAGUACUAUGUGAUAGUUUGCUACUGAUACAGUAUUAUCUUUUUUCUUUUUUUCCUGAUUGAGAUCCCAAACCCCGCUUUGUAGGUGCAGGAGAGAGGAGACCCAGAAGUGUAAUUCCUUCUAGUGACCCGCCUAAAGAGGGUCAAAGGACAGGAAGGAGAUUUAGAUGGUUUAAAAUCUCACAGCGGAGGGGAUUAACGGAGGGGGCGGGCAGGUGUACAGGGUGGAGACUUCCUGAUCCCAGGGCUGAAGGAUGGCGGCCCUGGCCCGCCAGCUGCAGCGUCUCCUCUGGACCGCUUGCAAGAAAAAGGAGAAGGAGAAGGAGGGGGAGGAGGAAGAGGAGGAUGAAGAGGAGGGGCGCGGGGCCCUCGAUGGGCCUCGGUCUCUGUUGACAGCGCCGCGCCGCGCCCAGCGGCCGCACGGGGGUGCCGAGGCGUCUUGUGGCCUGCGCUUCGGGGCGAGCGCAGCGCAAGGCUGGCGCGCGCGCAUGGAGGAUGCCCACUGCACUUGGCUUUCGUUACCUGGUCUGCCCCUGGGCUGGGCCUUGUUUGCCGUCCUUGACGGCCACGGUGGGGCUCGAGCUGCCCGCUUCGGUGCACGCCAUUUGCCACGCCGCCGCCGCGUCGAGGGCUCUCUGGCCGUGUCGCGAGCGUUGGGCGACUUUGCCUACAAGGAGGCUCCGGGGAGGCCCCCCGAGCUACAGCUUGUUUCUGCGGAGCCUGAGGUGGCCGCACUGGCACGCCAGGCUGAGGACGAGUUCAUGCUCCUGGCCUCUGAUGGCGUCUGGGACACUAUGUCUGCUGCUGCCCUGGCGGGACUGGUGGCUUCGCGCCUCCGCUUGGGUCUGGCCCCAGAGCUUCUCUGCGCGCAGCUGUUGGACACGUGCCUGUGCAAGGGCAGCCUGGACAACAUGACCUGCAUCCUGGUCUGCUUCCCCGGGGCCCCUAGGCCUUCUGAGGAGGCGAUCAGGAGGGAGCUCGCACUGGACGCAGCCCUGGGCCGCAGAAUCGCUGAACUGUGUGCCGAUGCUCAGGAGCUGCCCAGCCUGAACACAGUUUUCAGGACUCUGGCCUCAGAGGACAUCCCAGAUUUACCUCCUGGGGGAGGGCUGGACUGCAAGGCCACUGUCAUUGCUGAAGCUUAUUCUCAGAUCUGCCAGGUCUCAGAAGAGUGCAGAGAGAAGGGGCAGAAUGGCGCUGGGAAGUCCACCCCCACGCAUUUGGGCUCAGCUUUGGACAUGGAGACCUGACAGCUGUUGUCCUUUGGGGACCCUUUGCUCCACUGGGGCCUCAACAGAACUAAAGAAGAAAACCGACCCUUUCCCCAACUACAUGUACCAGCGGAAGGAAGGAAGGCCAAUGUAGGAACCCAAAAUGCUUAUUUCUUCUCUUACUUCCCUCUCACAGAAAAGUCUUACGAGAGGGGAAAUUCCACCAACAUCCAGACCAAAAAGAAAAAAAGCCCAAAACGAAAAAAAAAAACAAACCCAAAAAAACCCCCAACCAAAUGUCUUUGAAAUAUUCAGAGCCAAACAGAUUCUGAGAGAUCACCCAGUUCAAUAACCUCUUUCCUUAUUAUUAUUCAUCUGUUUUUGAGGGGAAGUAGAGUUUUGAUUAUUAAACUUUAUUUACGUAAGUGAUUCCAAAUGCAUUUUCUUGUAAAAAA